Molecule: messenger RNA, 3293 nt
Organism: Stegodyphus dumicola
Lineage: Eukaryota; Metazoa; Arthropoda; Arachnida; Araneae; Eresidae
Gene: GlyS
Product: glycogen [starch] synthase
Biological process (GO): glycogen biosynthetic process
Cellular component (GO): cytoplasm
Molecular function (GO): alpha-1,4-glucan glucosyltransferase (UDP-glucose donor) activity
Source: RefSeq, a predicted model, not a curated record
GCACGUGGUGGAGCGUGCGUAGUGAUGCUCUUAGCAGACUGCACGUUAAGAAAAUAGUAUCUGAAGCGGGUGACCAGAAGUGGACUAGAAGGGGUAACAUGUCAUCAAGGCUCGCUAAACGUUUUUAUCGUCCGGAAGGUGUUGAAGAUAGUGUUUUAGAUCGAGGAGCCACCGCCGAAUCGGAAAAUCGAUGGGUAUUUGAAAUUUCUUGGGAAGUCGUUAAUAAAGUUGGUGGUAUCUACACUGUAAUACGUUCAAAAGCAGGUGUAAGUGUCGAAGAACUUGGUGAUCAGUAUUGUCUUUUGGGUCCAUAUAAUGAUGGACUCGUUAAAACUGAAGUUGAGGUUAUGGAACCACCUGAAGCAUUCUAUCAAAAUGCUAUUCAAGCAAUGAAAAAUUCAGGAAUUAAGGUUAUUUAUGGGAGAUGGCUUAUUGAUGGCUAUCCGAAAGUUGUUUUAUUUGAUAUUGGUUCAGCCGCCUGGAAACUAGAUGAGUGGAAAAGAGACUUAUGGAAUGUGGCCAAUAUUGGAGUUCCAUGGCAUGAUCGAGAAUCAAAUGAUGCAAUUAUAUUUGGGUACCUUGUGGCUUGGUUUCUUGAGGAGUUUAAUAAGCAAAUUGAAGAAGAGAGAGGUACUCCAUACAUAGUUGCCCACUUUCAUGAAUGGCUAGCUGGUAUUGGGCUCAUACUUUGUCGAACACGACAUCUAGAUGUAGCCACUGUUUUCACAACACAUGCAACAUUAUUGGGACGUUAUUUAUGUGCUGCAAAUUUAGAUUUUUAUAAUAAUUUAGAUAAGUUUAAUUUAGACAAAGAAGCAGGAGACAGAGGAAUCUAUCAUAGGUAUUGUAUGGAAAGAGCUGCAGCACAUAGUGCCCAUGUUUUUACAACAGUAUCUGAAAUAACCUCCUUAGAAGCUGAACAUUUACUAAAGCGCAAACCGGAUGUAAUUACUCCAAAUGGAUUAAAUGUUAAGAAGUUCAGUGCUAUUCAUGAAUUUCAAAAUCUUCAUGCUCUUGCCAAAGAAAAAAUACAUGAUUUUGUGAGGGGACAUUUUUAUGGGCACUAUGAUUUUGACUUAGAUAAAACAUUAUAUCUUUUCAUUGCUGGUCGAUAUGAAUUUUCAAAUAAAGGUGCAGAUUUAUUCAUUGAAGCUUUAGCUCGACUGAAUCAUUUUCUAAAAACUGCUAAUAGUGAAAUGACUGUCAUGGCAUUUUUGAUUUUUCCUGCCCGUACUAACAAUUUUAACGUGGAUUCGCUCAGAGGUCAAGCAAUAGCGAAACAACUUCGAGAUACAGUUCAUGAUGUUCAGUCUAAAAUUGGAAAGAGGAUGUUUGAGAUAUGUCUUGGUGGGCGUUUGCCAACAAGCGAAGAACUGCUUACUCCUGAAGAUGUCGUAAAGCUCAAGCGCUGCAUCUAUGCAUCACAAAGAACUAGUUUACCCCCUAUCUGUACACAUAAUAUGAUCGAUGAUGCAAAUGAUCCAGUUCUGAGUCAUAUACGCAGAUGUUGUUUAUUCAAUAAUCGAGAAGAUAGAGUAAAGGUUAUAUUUCAUCCUGAAUUUCUGUCUUCUACCAAUCCAUUGUUUAGCAUGGAUUACGAAGAAUUUGUCAGAGGUUGCCACAUAGGUGUAUUUCCUUCUUAUUAUGAACCAUGGGGCUAUACCCCAGCUGAAUGCACAGUGAUGGGCAUACCAAGUAUCACCACUAAUUUGUCAGGAUUCGGAUGUUUCAUAGCAGAGCAUGUAGCUGAUCCUAUGUCAUAUGGCACCUAUAUUGUUGAUAGAAGGUUUAAAAGUCCUGAAGAAUCUGUACAGCAGCUAGCACAGUAUUUGUUUGAUUUUACCUGCCUAUCUCGAAGACAAAGGAUCAUCCAAAGAAACAGAACAGAAAGAUUGAGUGACUUAUUAGAUUGGAAAAAUUUAGGAAUAUAUUAUAGACAAGCUCGACAAAUGGCUCUUCAUAAGACCCAUCCUGAAGUCUUAGAAGAUGAAGCAAUGAAAACCAAAAUGCAGAUGAAAUAUCCAAGACCCAUGUCAGAGCCUCCAUCACCGUUAAGCUCGCGAGCUUCUACUCCUGCACCAUCAGAACAUGGUAGUGAUGAAGAAGAAUUGUCUGAUGAAGAACAUGGCGAACCUGAACUUUGAUCUUAGAAAUUUAAAUUAUUUUAAUUCAAUGCUAAUUCAUUGUCGAUACUCAGUGUAUGAUUGAACCAGAUAUAUAUCUUGAAAAUUUAAUUUUUCUAUUUUAAAAUUACUUUCUUAAAUAAUUUUAGUAGUAGUUUAGCCUCCCAAUUUUAAUUGCAUUAAUCAUUUGAAUAUAUUUGUUGUCAGUCAGUGCUGAAGAAUAAAUCAUACAUUUAACAAAUAAUGACAACGUUUGUGAUAAAUGUUUUGUCAUAUAUCCUAUUUUUGAUAUUUUUACCUAAAGCAAAUGAUAAUAUUGCAAAUGUGUGUUUACUGAUGAUUAAUGUUUCUUAGAUAGAAAUCAGUGAUAUACUUAUUUAUAUAAGGUGGAAAAAAAUAUUUUUCGUUAUAUUUUAAAAGUUUAUUAAUAAGAUUUGUUUACUAUUUCUUUGUAAUAUACUUAAUUGUGAAGAUUCAGUUUUGAUUACAUCACUAAAUUUCAUGUAAAAAACUGUGUGAAAAAUUUAAUAUAUACAUAAAAUUUCAAGUAUGAAUACUCUGUCACUUUCACAGAUGAUAAUAUAUGCUCUGGUUUAAAUGUUUUAAGUAUCGUAAUAAUUUUAUUGAAAUAUAUUGUUUAACUAUCAUAAACAAGUCAGAAUAAUUCAUGCAGUAUUUAUAUCUGAAAAUACUGUUUGAGCAUUUUAACUUAUAUUGCAUGCUGUAUUGAAUUUGCACAGACUAUGAAAAGUUUAUACAAGGAUAUAAAAAAUUCAUAACAUGCAAUUCUGAAUUGUAUCAAGUAUAAAUCAAACUUAAAAUUAUUCUCUUAUCCUGUUUGCACUUCAUUUAAUACUUUGUGUCAGUUAUUUAAAAAAAUAAUUUUGAAUACAAACAAAUCAUGAUGUAAGUAUUGAAAUUCAAAAUUUAUUAUUCAAACUUAUUUGAUUAAAAGUUCAGAUCGUAUUCCUACAUGCCUUCUGUACAAUCUUCCCCUGACUGUGCAAGUGUAAGCUGCCAUUUAAUUUACAGUAGCAGGUACAAAGCAAUCCUACUCUAUUUUGCCAUGCGAUGUCCUUAAGCUAUUAUUCAGUGCCAUAUUUAAAUUUCAUGUUUUCAUUAUAAUUGCACACACUGUAUAAAUACUAGAUUAAACUGUUAUAAAUUUUA